UUGGGACAUCUUUUGUGAUAUUUUUGUGAAAUGACAACACAAAUGAUCGAUGAAUUUCGCCCUAAAACAAUGAGUCAUUACCUGAUAGAGGCAAUGGAUAGAUUCGGGAAUAAAUUGAGAUAAUAUUUAACAGAACGUGUUUGUGUCAAGUCUGCUCAGGGAUUAGAAAUCCGUCAUUUGUUGUGUUUGUUUUGGAAAAAAAUUGUUGAACCAGAAAUCAAAAUGGCUGACUCAGAUUUUUUGAGGACACCAGUGCUCGUGUUUUUGGUCCUCCUUGCCGUAGGAUACUUCCGUCCCAAUGCUGCUGAUACCCUUAUCAAUGGCGGCCGCCUCUCGGGCAAACAGAAAACUGUGUAUACGGCUUCAAACAGCCCGUAUGUUGUAAUGGCAGACUUGAAAGUGGAGAAGGAUGCCACACUCGAGAUCGAACCCGGGGUCACGAUGAAGUUUCACCCACGGGUGGGGCUGGAUGUGGAAGGGACACUUAUUGCCAGGGGAACGGCCGACAAAAGAAUCACCUUGACCAAAUACCAGAUCGCUGGCAGCGAUUAUGAACUAUCAUCAGAGCUCCGCCUGGUGGACAGUUGGAACAUCACGCACGGGAGACUGCAGAUGUAUCACAAAGGAAAAUGGCGGGGAAUUUGCAUGAAUUACAGAAACUUAUCGGCCGGUAUGACGAGCUGGAACCCUGAGAGCAUCCAACUUGCCUGCCGCAGCAUGGGCUACCUGACCGGGAACUUCACGUUUGAGAGGAUUGCCGAUAACGAGACCUACUACAUGCUGCUUGAGGACCCGAAGUGUGAUGGUUCAGAGCAGAGCCUGAUGGAAUGUCCUGGAACCAAGGAUUUACAAAUCGGCAAGCAUAUUUGUGUGAACCAGAUCACAGUCGGUCUCGAUUGCUACGGUGCUGACCCAAUAUUGUCCGAGAACUAUUGGCGCGGUCUGACUUUCUUCAAUUCAUCGAUCCGUGCGAAAUCACGGACCCAAAAUGUUUCGGCAUCAGUGCUCGAGUUUGUUGAUAUAAUGUUUGCUGGGGUGAAUUCCACGAGAAACUUCACAGCAGCACUGAGUGCGAGUCCGAAUCCGCCGUAUUUGGACAACUGCAGGAUAAUGAGGAAUGGAUUCGAUGGUGUCAAUUUUACGGAAGUCCGGAGUGAGGUGAUCAUCCGUAAUAGUGAGAUAGCUUAUAACAGAGGUUAUGGUGUCAAUGUGACGUCAUUCCUCGGCGACGUCCAAGUCGACGGCACAGACAUCCACGACAAUUACGGCGAGGGAAUGCGUGCGAGACUCCUCGACGGACAAUACUACUUCUACCAGAAGGAAGACACGUUUUGCUUGCGGACGAUCUUCCAGACGGAGAGUUUCCCACUCCUGAUGCCUGGGGUUAUGUGGAGGGAUCCGGCUUGCAGGCGGCCAUUCCGCACCGUAAGAGGGCAAUACAUCAGCAUCAAUCUGCUCGAGUCCCAAGUCUUACAUCCCAGCGUCUCCGGCAGCCUCACAAUCUACGAUGGCGAAGAUGAGAAUUUUCCCGUCCUUGCCCGCUGGGACCUCAAGAACAACACGUUCUACCAGGGCGUCACCAGUCACACCAAUGUGAUCUACGUCGUGUUUGACUGGGUGAGCCACCCGUCGUGUAAGACAGACCUGACCCAAGCAUCCUGCAUUAAGUUUACUAUUUACUUGACCGCUGGAAAGGAGAUCAGCAAAGACUUCAGCAUCACCAACUCGCAAUUCACCCAGAAUGUCGGCCGAGGACUCUCAUUGGAAAACCCACGUAACAUGAUUUACGUGAAUAACACGAAUUUCACGUUCAACAUGUAUGACGCUGGUUUCCGAGUCUUAGACGGUGCCUCAGAUAUUGUCAUUAACGCAAGUCGCUUCCAGUACAACGACUACAGUUCCAUCAAUAUCACGUAUUGCGGAGGACAUUUGCUCCUCAAUGGCAGCACUGUUACACAUAACGACGGCCGUGGGAUGACAACACACUUCCUGAAGGGCAACAAGACAAGGAUUGAGAAGAACCACACAGUGGAGGUGGUCAGCUCAAAAUUCGAAUACAACAAAGGCUUCUCCGUAUUUUUCGGGAAUUAUUGUGAAGCUGGUUACGUCCGGAUGAACCGAAGUGGCUUCGCUUUCAACUCGGAGGACGCGGUGUUUUUCGAGUCGUGCUAUCUACAAAAUGCCAAGAGUACCAAUUUCACGAUGACGUUCAAUCGUUUUCAAAACAAUGAAAAAAUGGCUGUGCGCAUGACCCCUGCUUUGAAUGUUUAUGGCAAAAUGUCCAAUAACAGUUUUGUGAAUAAUCUGCGCGGCGUCAUACUUAUUGAUAAUACCUAUCUGUAUGUUUUAUCGCGGGAAUAUCGCACGUUGCCUGUUAGCUAUGACAUCAUACAUAACACUUUCCAAAGCAAUACCGGUUGGUUCGUUGCCAAUAUGAGACUGACGGAAAAUAGUGGCGUGCAGGCGCUGAGAUUCAAGUACAACCGUCUCGAAAACAAUAAAAUCAUCCGUCCAUUCCCAGGGCUGAAUCCACGAAGUCGAGCACCAGCUGUCGUUGUCAUAUCUUCAGCAAACAUAGAAUUUAAACGGAACUAUCUUUACAACCCUCUCUCGUUGUACGAAGUUACCUCGCAUCUCUUGGAACCGUCCGUCACCAUUGACGUGACCUUGAACUACUGGAAAUACCUGAAACCGGAUGGAGAACCGAAAUUUGCUGACAUCGUUCCGAGGAUAUUCGACAACCAGCACCGUUACGACUUGGCAAAAUUCAAAUACAAUCCGGCUUUAAAAACGCCCGAAUUGUACAGUAACUUCAUCACGCAAGAACCCGAUUACUACACGCCUUUCAAGAAUGGGAACAGUAUUGGUGGAUUGCUGAACGAAAAUACGAACCAGAACUCGAAGAAUGCGUUCCUAACUGAAGGUGAAUAUAUCGUGGAACGGGACAUAAUAGUUCCGACUGAAUCACGCCUGAUCCUUCGGCCCGGUGUUGUGCUUCAUUUUGCCAACUCAGUAGGCAUGCUAGUGAAGGGCAAACUGACAUCUACCGGAACUGCGACUCUACCGAUUAUGUACAGAAUGUACGAGGAACCAGUUGUUAACAACACGGUAGCCAAGAAUGCGACUGUCAGUCCCGGACCUGAGAUCAAGGUUCGUCUGACGGGAGGGCCGAACCAGAACGAAGGCUUGGUCGAGGUGUAUGCUGAGGGCCUAUGGGGAACAGUGUGUAAUAAGGGCUGGACGAGGAAGGAUGCGGCUAUCGUCUGCCAAGAGCUAGGCAUGAGUUUGCACCCAGAUGACUGGCUGCCCGAGACCAAGAUCUCAGGAGCUGCCAGCCAGCCGAUCUGGAGGAGUCAGGUUGACUGCGACGACUGGGCAACAACGCUCCUCACAUGUAAGGCAGACGGCAGGUAUGAUCAUUCGUGUGAUCACACUCUGGACGUGAACCUACGGUGUAAACCACUGACUUGGGCAGGUGUACGCUUCACUGUCCAGGCUCAAGCAAGUGCCAUCACGUUUUCCGAAUUCCGAGCGUUUGGUCUGCUGGACUACGCUCGGACACUCUACUCGCCUGCUCUGCAGAUCGAUUACAACGUCCAUCAGCUGAGCAACCUCCUCAUAGAAAAUGGCGUCUCGCACGGGAUGACGCUCGUCCACAGCGAUCCGUACAACAUUCGACAGCUUGAAAAAAUCACCUCUCGGUACAAUCUGAAGAGUGGACUCCUGGCAAAGGGGCCGUUCAUGACGAUAAAAAAUGCGCAACUUUCUAACAAUGGGGAAGCAGGUUUUAAAUAUGAUUCGAAAUUCACGGAGAAGGACGUCGGCGUUCUGCGGAGUCUUAUGGUUGGCCAAGGAAGUGUUGACAUCAUGGCGUACACAACGCAGCCAUUGGUAAUUUCUGACCAGCAGACGACGUUUGUUUACUGUUCGCCGAAUUCCACACCUGAGAAUAAAAUUUACGAUAUCCAAGUGACGACCGGCGGUGGGUUUCAAGUCUCGGUUCAGAUUCUCGACUAUAAUCCCGUCGAGACCGAGGAACAUGUGAUUUUCUUCGAGGGGACGGUCGGCAAGACGAACGGAUCAUUGCGCAAUUGGACAAUUCAUCAAGAUCUUGUUGACUUCCCGAUGCCGAUCUCCAAUCGCCUGAUAAUACGCUUCGAGAUUGAGGGACUCCGAUCGGGAAGAUUUGCCGCCAUCUUGAAAUCAGUGCCAUCUCAAGCCACGCAGAGCAUCGGUGAGAUAACGCUGCAAGAUUCCGUUAUGGCCGAGAAUGGGUUGGGCAUCUACACAAUCCACUACAACGACCCGUCAAACGAAUUUUUCGACCUCUUCUUCAGAUAUCGCCGAGAGAAGUUCCUUUACCACAACGUCAGGUUACUAAACAACAAAUACCACGCGCUUUAUAUUCCUAGCAUUACAAAAUAUCAUGAGAGUUUCAUGCCGACGUACGCCGAGAUGGAGGGGUCGGCCCGAUUGUCCGAGAUAUUAUAUUCGAUCCAAUCGUCUCUAAUCACAGGCAAUGGAAAAGGAAUCGUCGGCGAUCACAACCACGUGGAAUUCUCAAAUAAUGUCUGGCAUUGGGAGGUCACGAAUAAUCAGAUUGUCGAUAAUAAGAAUGGUGGGUUUAUGAUUGAGCUCCCUCUGGUGGGGCGUGGUUUUAGCAUGAAGGACAAGAACUUAGAGUGGUACCAAGGAUCGAUAACGACCCCGGACGUUGUCGAUAAUCCGUAUGACCCGACCUUGAAAUAUCGCGACGGUUUCUGGGUCCAUAAUCACACGAUAUGGAUGAAUAACACAGUUUUUGAAAACAAUAAGAAUUUCGAGUUUCGUAUUGCUGGCUACUACGCGAACAGUUCUCUGUAUAAUAAUACGUUUAGGAAGAACAAUUGUCGUAAAGGUCUGGUGACGAUCGCCGGGAUGGAGAAACAAAUGGACGUGAUAUCUAACACGUUUAUGGAUAAUAUUGGUCGAUACGUGUUUGAGUACGACAUCCAUAGUCACUACGAAUACGCCGUCAAAGUCGAUGGAAUGUUUAAGAAUAACAACCUCAAGAGAAAUAAGAUUCCGUCGAUGCUGAAGACGAUUCCUGGGCAGCCUACAACGUACGCUUUGGCUAUUCGCGGCGUUGAGAACAUAACCGUGCACCGAAAUCUAUUCAAGAAUAACUUGCAGUUUGAAUUUUUGGCUGGUACGACUUCAUCCUUCCUGGAAAGCUAUUUAGAUGCCCGUUACAACUACUGGGGAACGUCUGACCAGUUUGCCGUACGGAAACUCAUAUUUGAUUUCGACGAUUGGAAUAAUUACGCUAUGGCGCUGUUUUAUCCGUUCCUGGUGUCGGAUAGCUUCACCUCGGCUGAGGAUACCGCUGGACUUCUUGACAUCAGCCUCGAUAUCACCAAGCCGUUAGGCGGACGCGUUAAGACACAGCUGGUGUUACCAUAUCGAUCCACGCCUUACGAAGUCAUCUCAGACCUCACCGUCAUGCCGCAAGCAAGCUUGACAAUCGCCCCAGGUGUCCGAAUCGAAUUUGCACCAAAUAUCGGCAUCUUGGCCCUUGGACCUUUGAAUAUGGUUGGAACCUGGGAUAAACCUAUCAAAUUGUGGCCAAGGAAAACUUCCACUCGUAAAAAACGAGCUUGGAACGAUCCCAUCUUGAAAACGAAACUCAAAACACGGCUUGUCGGUGGAAAAAUUCCCAAUGAGGGCUUCGUGGAGUUUUUCAACGAGACUGCACAGCGUUGGGAACUGGUGUGUGAUAAUCAGUUCAAUGAUAAGGUCGGACGUGCUGUUUGUCAACACAUGGGAAUGGCUCACGAGAACGUGGUGGUCCGCAACACGAAAUAUUACGACUACGCUUUGUACGGGUAUGACAAGCGGACUGUAAAAUUCUUCUGGCGUUAUUCCUAUUUCUGUUCGGGUGACGAAGACUCCCUGGACGAAUGUGUCGAGCGAUACAAUUAUAAACUGUAUCAGUGCGUCCAAAAUCAGGGCUACGUGUUCCUACGUUGUGCUUUGAAUAACCUUGGAGCUGGGGAGAAAUACUGGGGAAAUAUCCGAUUUGCAUCUCCCGAUGUUGAAAAACCGAGCCCGAGUGACUACAAAUCUGUUUUGAAGCACGUCCAGAUUUACGGCGCUGGAAAUCUACACGGGGAGCGUGUUGCGGCCAUCCAAGCGACACACGAAGCGCCGAGAAUGUCACACAUGUCGACGAAGAACUGCGCCUGGAACGCUUACGAUUUUGUCGCACCGAGAUAUGAUCUUUACCUCGCCAACUCGACCAUGGAGAAUAAUCUGGGUUACGGUGUCGGUGUGUUGGUUUUGAACGGCGAAUCUCGCGACUCGCCGAAAUCAUCAUUCAGACCUUUGAACGAGAGUACGCUUCCUUACAACACGUUCGGCCUGGUGCGGAUGUGCGGCGCGAACAAAGACAUGGUCAUCGAGAAUCGCUUCCUGCUCCAUUAUAAAUAUGAUUACAAGUCUGCCGCGUGCAUCAAAGUCAUCCGGAGUAGAAUCCCAAUGAAGCAAAUUGCCGUACGCUUCCUACAAGUUGAUCUUUUCCAUGAUAACUUCAGUAAAAAUGCCAUCGAGUUGUUCAACGGGGACAAGUCGGCCAACAUGAGUAACUUGAUCGUUUCGUUGACGUCGGACAGCACGGAGGACCAGAAGCGGAUGAAGUAUGCCACGCGGCCUGGGAUGGACGUGAUGAGUAUUCAUAUUCACGCGUCGCCGGCCAGGGGGAGCUACGGGUUCAUUGCGGAGGUCGUGACACUGCCGUUGUCGCCGCUCUCUUAUCCAAUCACGGGCCGGGACCAGCUGCACAAGUUUGGUGACCUACGACACAUCGGGAAUCAGGGGUCAUUCAUGAAGUACCAAAGCGUCGGGGAGAUAAACCCCAAUAUCGAGAUUCAGCGCAACUACAUCAAAGACAACGGAAUCAAAGUCCUCAACCUCACAGCGCCACCUAUGAUCGACAUGUUUGUACAGAAUAAUUGGCGGAUGGACUUGGCGAACAAUUACAUCUACAGUAAUAAAGGAGGCGGGAUAUUCCUGUAUACGUAUUCGCUCUCCCAGGCCUCCGGGUUGACGGGAAAUGUUACGAAUAAUUUCGUUGAUUCGAACAGCUACGGCGAGGCCUUACACAUCGAGGGAACUCAAUACCAGAAAGUCAAAUUUGCCUACAAUUACUUUGGGCACAAUGAUGUCGAGCAUCGUAAUGUCAUGUUCAUCAAAGACGUCGCGAUUAAUAUGACGCGGAAUGUCAUUUACGAGAAUGUCGGGGCGGCCAUUAUGAACAUCUCAAGUUUGAAGGACGUCGGGAGUUACCAGCUUUAUCAGUGGAACUCAUUUUACAAGAAUAAAGCCAUUGGGAAGGUCCGUACAACAGUGUUUGCGCAAGAGGCAAGACAAGUCUUGGUGAACAACUUCUUCUUCAAUGAGCAGAAUGACUUUGAGUUGGCAACAAGCAAUGCUUCGAGGCUUCCGAAACUCGCACCGGACAAGGAUGACCAAAAAUACCCGUAUAUCGGACCGGACGGGAAACUCUACAACACGCCAGAACCACCGUUUGAAGAUAGUCGCAUCGAGGCAAUCAAAAAUUGGUGGGGUUCACAUUUGGACGUUUAUAUCAAGGGCCGGAUAUGGGACAGAGAUGAUGACCGGUAUCUCGUCCCGGUUGAUUAUAAACCGUUUUAUGCAUCGAAUUCCUCCGUCCUGGAUGGUCUGUGCCCACCUGGUUGGUCGCUGCACGAUGAGCGGUGUUUCCUGUACAUGGGCGGCGCCGUCCCGUUCGAGGAGGCUCGGAUGCAAUGCAAGCACGAGAAUGGGAAAUUGGCCGACUCGUAUAAGGCGUUCGAUUUCUUACGUGCCAUGAUCAUAAGACUGCAGACGAACUAUGACGAGUUCGUGACACGGGUCUGGGUAUACUACACGGGAAAUGCGUCACCGGGAAGGUGUACCGUCAUCCGACAUUGGUGGCAUGAGAAGUUCGACUGCGAGGCGCUACUUCCGUUCAUUUGUGAGAAAAAUCCUUAUCUGCCUCCGAUGUUCGAUUGGGUUCCCGUCUGGAUUGCGAUUGGCUGCAUCGGCGGUCUUCUCAUCCUCGUCAUCAUCUUCGGCAUAUUCUGGUCGGUCAAAACCAAACGACGACAAAAGGAGCGAUUCGAACGUCGCAGCUCGAUCCGUUCGUCGAUAAAAUCGAACCGUACCGCAUCCCAGGCUAGUCUUGGCAGCAUUGGCGGUACAGGAAAGCGGCAGAGGAACGGUUUCAGGCCUGCUGGGACACCGGACACGAUUUCGAAGGUUUUGACAGUAUCGGGUAUGACAUUGGACGCAACCAGCACCGAUUCGAUCGAUAAGAUAAAAUACAACAACCGCAAUGGCACACCCUCUGCAUCGACUCUAGAUUACCCCGAUUCUGCUCGUCACAGCGGAUUCUUUGAACCGUCCGAGUUCGAGGAUCCGUAUUCGCCGCGGCUAGAGAAUGAGAUUGCGAAUAUUCAUUCCCGCCCUAUGUACGAUACUGUGUUUGAGAAUCGCGCUUAUGAUGAGCGCAGUGUCGAGCGCCAUCGGCGUCGCCCGCCCUCCAUGGCGAUGAUGGAGGAUAUUGACUUAGACAUGGAGAAAGAUGUCAAAGAUACAGACUCGUAUAGCUCAAGUGGACUAUCGACGUUCAAGAAGCCUCUGUCAACAAACAGCUCGACCCACAAAGACUUGGAUAGUUACGAUAGUCGGAGUAACUACAGUGACGCUAGAAGCACAGAUAGCUCACGGCGACCGCCAAGGCCGACUGAUAUGUAGUAGAGAAUUACUUCGAUUGUGUGGGAUCACGCCAUGAAUUUAAUCAUUCCUUGGGGGAGUAAAAACGUACCUGCCAACACUUACUAUUUGAUAGUAGUUUCUACAAAAAAUUUCGGGGCAGCAUUGCCAAUCUGUUGCAAUCAACAGUGUGAAAAAAUCAAUGUGACGAUAAAAACACAACACUGCGCUGUCCAUAAUCUUGCAUAAAGUAUGAUUUUGCAGUGUUACAAUACAGUAGAACCUCUCAUUUAAGAACACCCUAGGGCUUGACAUAGUGCUGUCCUUGAUAGAGAGGUGUCCUGAUUACAGAGGUCAUGUUGAAUGGAAAUGGCCAAUUAGGGAGAAAAAUUUCUGUCUUUGACAGAGAGGGUUUCCUGCGCACAACGGUGUCCGCUAAGGGAGGUUCCACUGUAUAAGGUAUUUUGUGUUUUCCAUCUAAGUUGGCUAUCAUAUCAACACUUGUUCAGCGCAAUGUGGUUAAAAAUGAUGCAAUACUGGCCAUUUUGGCAACAGAAUUUACACUUGUGUCUUAUAUCAAGCAGCAUGAACAUACAGAUCUAUAAACAAAGUUUUUUAGUGCAACUCAUGACAUGAUCUAUAUGAUUUAUAUAUUCAUGAGAAAUGAAGUGUCUCUUUUACUUAUAGAGGAAUUAGGAACUUUUAAUAUAUCAAUCAUUACGAAGGAAAGAUUUUCUAGCGAUUUUAAUUGGUGACCAUGUAAGAUUACAUUCCACUGACUUUCGUAUUUGCUGCCAAAAUUCUUUAAAAUGUUACAGUUUUAUACAAGUUUUAUAUACUCUUUGUGUAAGAUUUUCAUAUUCUAUUUCUGGACAGCUUAAAUAUGUACAUAUUGAUAUAAUUUCCCGUUGUGGAAAUUUACACAAUUUGUCCUUUCUCAGGACUGGCCAACUCGGUGAGUUGGAAGGCCUGUCUUAUUCUCGGCUAGCUGGGAAUUGAUUUCCAGGUUGAAGUAGAUAUUUGAAUAGUUAGUCUAGUGAUUAUUUCACCUUGUAUGAUCUUUUAGUUUGCCUUUAGUUGUAGCUUUAGUGAUAUUCAUCACUCAUUUAAAGGCCUGUAGCGUCUUUGUGCAAUAAGCCAAGCUCUGCUAGAGGGCUAAUUUCAGAAUCGUUUGACAAUAUUCUGCUGGAAAAAAUUCAGUCUUCUUUCAUGAUCAAGUACUGCAGACCAUGAAAUUUUUGCGAGCGUUUUACUUUUGCAAAUUCACUGUCAUUUAUGAACUUAAAAAUCAUGAAAAUUCAGCUGUAAUGCAUUUUGUCGAAAAUAUCGGGAAAAAAUUUUGAUUGGCCAACAUGCCAAUUGAAAAUGAGAAAAUUUGCUACCUUUUAGCUUUGCGGACAGUUCACAGUUGUGAUUGUCUAUUUGUAUAACAGAUAGUUUACUCCUGGUGGAAAAAUAAUGCUUAAAAAGGGGGAAGUUUUGCUGGUCGCAAAGCCAUUGCCCUAAAUCCUUUUGAAAUCUUAUCAGUUGAUGUCUGGGUAAUUCAAGACCCGGGGCCAUUUUCACAACAGAGGUUUUUGCUAACAUGGGUGUAAAGCUUAUGCCCAGUUCUCUUCAACUGUCUUCCGAUACAUCUUGGCAAAUCUGUUGCUAGAUUUGACCAAUAGACAUGGGAAAAAUGACAGAGGUCUUAAUAUGUCAUAUGAUGUGACAGGCUUUGGGGUGAAGUAAUGCUUGGAAAAAAUCCCACUGUUAAGACUUAAUGUCACAUUAGUGAUAUAGAAUUUUUUGCAAUCGGUCCCAGAACUCAAAAUCAGACCAAUGAUAACAUUUCAAAUUCAGGCAUAUUUUGAAGCCACAAAGUAAACCGCUGGUGCUAUGUAUAUAUUAUAUAAUGCCUUGUGAAUGCUAUGAAUCAAUUAUCGUCAACUAUAUGUAAGCCUUUUGUGUGUAAUUGAGAACAGUCAGGCUACAUGUCUGACCCCCAAACCGUCUUUGUUGAUUUUGAUGGUGAUUUCCCAAUUUGCUCUACCUGUUAGAGUAAAAGCAGGUGAAAAUUGUUGAGAGUUAGUGAGAUGUAGCGUAUAUUUUCUACGUGUAAAAUGCUGUAAAUAUUGGGGAUUCGGCCACUUCUGACAAAUGCUGUCCUUAAAGGAGAGGCGUCCUGAUUAGAGAGGUCAAUUUCUCAUGACUAUUUUGGGACCAAAAUCAGUGUUUUGACUAGAGAUGGGUUCCUGUAAAGCCGGUUUCUCUUGUAUACAGUGUUUAUUACAAAGUCCAUCCAGUUUUAUGACCUGUCCACAAAAAAAAUCCAUCCAUUGAAAAUUCAGUGCUGAGGCAAAUUGGUUUGGCCUUACUCCAAUGGUUUCAAAAAGUACAUUUUAGAUGGAGCAUGCAUUCGUCCAUUUGAUUUAACGUCAUCAUCAUACAGCCUCACUAAACAUUCCGUCAGUCUUUGUUUAUCAAAGACAAGCCAGCCUUGAAUGGAUGUCAAAAGAUUCAGUUAAGAAAACUACAUUUUAAAAUUGUUAUAAAUGUGCGUAAUAUAUCUGUAAAUGCAGUAUGUUUUAGUCGAUUUUAUAAAUGACUAUUGUGGUAUACAUAUCAUAUGAUUGUUAUACUUUUAUAUUCAAGUCCAAUAUUAUUCAAGUUUGUAAAUAAAUGCAUACAAUUUC
Molecule: messenger RNA, 11429 nt
Organism: Lineus longissimus
Lineage: Eukaryota; Metazoa; Nemertea; Pilidiophora; Heteronemertea; Lineidae
Product: protein bark beetle-like
Exons: 17
Coding region: 223-8796 (2857 amino acids)
Cellular component (GO): membrane
Source: RefSeq, a predicted model, not a curated record